AGGCCGGCCCAGAGGUGAGGUAGCUAUAAACAGCUCUCGAGGUAAGCUGAAGGUGAGACUGGCUUUGGAUUGCCCGUGGACUGUAACUGUUUCUAUUGGGAAUACACACACUCACGCACAGACACGCAGAUACUGCCGUGCGUAAUAGGUGAACGCCGUACAAAACUUCCAAUUCCAAGAAGGGACAUGCUAUUUUAGAUCCGCGCAAUAGAAACAGAACCACUGUCAAAAAAACAUGAAGUUUGAAGUGUUCUGCGGGAGCCACAAUCAUCACAGGAAACCGCUGGACCCGAGCGGGGACGUAGAGGACAAAGUGCGCUCUCCUCUUUACGGCGAGGAGGAGCUGGGGUCGGACGGGGACUACGUGUCGCGGAGCCCCCCACCUGCCACGGACGGCAAGGGGAAGCCCUACAUACGGAGACCCAAGCCUCCGUACUCUUACAUCGCCCUGAUCGCCAUGGCCAUCCGGGAGUCCUGCUCGGGACGGCUGACCCUGUCCGAGAUCAACGACUACCUGAUGCAGAAGUUUCCGUUUUUCCGGGGCAGUUACACGGGUUGGAGGAACUCGGUGCGCCACAACCUGUCCCUCAACGACUGCUUUCUGAAGGUGCUCCGGGACCCGUCCAGACCCUGGGGCAAGGACAACUACUGGAUGCUCAAUCCGCACAGUGAAUACACGUUCGCCGACGGCGUGUUUCGUCGCAGGAGGAAACGCAUCGUAAAGAAGAUGAACGAGGAGGGAGCGGACCUCUGCGUACCGGGAGAGCGCACGGGAGAGCGCAACGUGGAACCGGGGAUGUCCGACACCAAAGUGGGAUCCUAUACCAAAUUCACGAGUUCCUUCGCCAUAGACAGUAUCCUCAGCACGCCGUUCAAGCAGGAGAAAUUCAGAGACAGUUUGAUAGUGUCCCCGGGUCUGAUGUGGCCGUGCUACACGGGCUUCCCCGCACCCCAGCCCAGUCAUCCGGCGCGCUUCGCCCCGCAUCUCAAGUCAGCGCUCCAGAUGGACUCCAUAUCUGCGCAUGCGCUUCCCUCUUACGCGCGAUAGCGCGUAAAGGAAUCGGAGAGACUGAAUUUCGGACGUUAUGUCCGCGAAAGCGUCAUCGGUCAGAGCACCUGCUGCUGAAAAAAUUACGUCAUAACGUGUUGAUGAUGGAGAUGGACCGUUAUGGGGGAGAGCGGGACUGACUUGUUUCAACGUUGCACUUUUUAACAGCGUUUAUCAGCAUUGUUCUUUGAACGCUGAUAUGUUUAUUGUUUCGGUUUUUUAUUCAGGGUAAAGGUGGCCCACUCUGACAAAGAGCACCAGGUCGUUGGUUCCUCGUUCAUUUCUGAAUCCAACCCCCAUUGUAAGCUCGAUGGUAGGCCUAUAUAACGCUAUAGUAUGUCCAUUCAACGUCCAGAAAAUUACAUUUUGCAGUUGGUCUUUGAUUUAUUUCCACAUGUAUAUUCUGUCCUUAAUUUAAUAAAAACAUCCUUUAAUGACGA
Molecule: messenger RNA, 1488 nt
Organism: Gadus morhua (Atlantic cod)
Lineage: Eukaryota; Metazoa; Chordata; Actinopteri; Gadiformes; Gadidae
Product: forkhead box protein Q1
Exons: 1
Coding region: 236-1048 (270 amino acids)
Biological process (GO): cell differentiation; regulation of transcription by RNA polymerase II; anatomical structure morphogenesis
Molecular function (GO): DNA-binding transcription factor activity, RNA polymerase II-specific; RNA polymerase II cis-regulatory region sequence-specific DNA binding
Source: RefSeq, a predicted model, not a curated record